GCUCUCCGUACUUAUCUGCAAUGGGAGGCGUUGCUUUGUUUGUAGUGGAGGGACUUUCAUUCGCUCUGUCUGCAACUUCAGUGUACUGGGUGGUCGCCGUUGUGGAAUAUUAUGGCACAGAACUACCAAAACGUUACCAUCUCCUUAACACUACCGAUUUCUUGCCAGAUUUGCCUCGGAAAGGUUCGACAACCGGUGGUCUGCUGCAAUCACCAUGUGUUCUGCUCUGUCUGCAUGGACGUGUGGCUCAGCGUGGCCAGCCAAUGCCCUACCUGUAGGGUGCCCAUCACGCCUGACAACCCCUGCAGGGAGAUCAUAGGGGCGACAAAUGAAAGUGAUGUUCCUGAAAGCCCCACCAUGAAGAGACGUCUCAGGAAGAGCAGGGGAGAGCUGCUGCUGAAGGAGUAUGAGGAUGAAAUUGAGAGCCUGGAGAGGGAAAAUGAGCAGCUGCGAAACAAAAACCGCGCCGCUGAGACGCAACUCGAAACGAUCUUGGAGCCCCGCGCCGUAUCGGUGUCCCACGACGAGGACCGGGGCCUCGACCCCACUGAGCUGGAGGAGUGGGCCGGCAAGCUGCGAGCGGCCACCGACCUCUAUGAGAAGGUCAAACAGGAUGUGGAGAAGCUGAGAGAGGCGAACAAAACCUUGCGAGCCCAGAACGUGGACCUUGUCCAGGAGAACAUGCGCUUGAAGGCUGAGGUGGAGAGCCGCUCUCCACAGAAGUAUGGCAGGUACACAGUGGCUGCUCUUGAGGCGAAGGUCCAGCAGCUUGAGCGUGACGUGGCUCAUCUGAAGAGAGCCCUGGAGCGUAGCGACCACUUCAUCGAAGAGCUGGAGGCGCAGAGGGACCAGGUGGCGGACCCCAGCACAGAUGCCCCCGGGCCCAGGGAGGACCCCCGUUCCGAGUGCACUCACACCGGGGAGAGCGAGGCGGGUCGUCGGCCCCAUGGCGAUCGGAUCACCGCCAUGAGGAGGAGCUUGAGUGAGAUGGAGGAGACGUCCGUGCACACCGACUUGGGCGGGGCGACGUCUGCUUUCGGCGGCAACCAGGGCCUCCUGCUGACGACGUCCGAGCGACUGCUCAGAGACACCGCCAGUCCCCACAAAGUGGGUGGGGAUGUCGGAGGAUGCGUUGAUGGCUGUCUGUCUUCUGCUGGCUUUGUCAGCCCAAGCACACCCUCCUCAGCUCUUCGCAGCCUAAGCCUGAGAAGCCCAUUGGUGCAGAGCGAGGGGAGGGCGGGGCGUGGAUGUGACCAGGGCCGUGGCCCCCUCUCUUACCUGCGCAGGCUAAGCUUCGAUGGGUGUGGCCCUAGUGUGGCCCCCACGGCCUCUGAGCAAAAACCUGCAGCUUCCAAAAACAACCUGCGGGAGGCGCCGUGGAUGACCAAACAGUCCUUUAGGGGAGCAAACGGCACUGUUGAAUCUCCAAAUGUCACUCACAAUGUCACAGAUACCCUAGGUGCCUCCAGUGAAGCCUGUAUGGACGCGGCGUACCAGGACAAGAUGAGUGAACUGGACUCUCUGAUCUCUGACGAUGAAGGCCCAAGUGGCACGGGCUCUCGUUUGACUGUGUCCACUGCAGGGCACAGCAGUGGCCAGCUGACCACUGGCACAGAGUGUGAAUUGGGCAUAUUAGAUCAGACUGACACCACUGGGAGAGAUGCCACCUUGAGGCUGGGGGCUGACGCACAGGAGAGUGGGCAGAGAUUACUAGAGAGAGCCGAGGUGAUCCCUAUGACCUCUGUCGAGAUAAGGUCAUCAUUACCCUCAUCAGAGAUGGCAGCCGAGGUCGUUCAGGUGACCAAACGCAGGUGUCCCAGCGGCCCUCUCACUUCCAGUCCCUCCAAACUGUCCAAACACAACUGAAUGCCCCUCUUCCCUCCUGACGUCCAGUGGUGAAUGUGCUCCUCUGAAAGAAGAGCCUGAGAAAGCCUCUAGGCUUUUGAUCACGCUCAGCUAUGAACCUAAAUCUAGCUUUCAGUAGUCAGUCUGCCUUUAUAGUGAAACUUAAAAGUAAGUCUGUGCCUAAGAAACAUGGCUGGAUAUUUGUGUUUAAAGGUCUUGAGCGGAGAUGGAAUGGAGUGGGCUCUGUUUAAGGUCACAGUGUUUCACAUAUGCUACGGAUCAUGCAGAUAUUUUGUGUGAGGAUCUUCGAGGUUCCUGUUGCCAAUUUUGAAAGCUUAGCUGGUAGCCGAGAUUGAAUGAUGGAUGGUUUAAACCCAUUUUAAAUGAGUGUUUAGACAGUCAUGAUCAAUACAAUCUUUUUGUUCUUUACUGAUGUCAGAUGUUUUUUUUUUAAUGUUUUUGUACCGAGUGACAUUUCAGCACCAGUCUACCCAUAACCAUGCUUUAUUGUAAGCUGAAUAUUUUUUUAAUGAAACAAGAAAAAUAAAAGCACUAAAUGCUGA
Clupea harengus (Atlantic herring) is the source of this 2408-nucleotide messenger RNA. RefSeq names its product ORC ubiquitin ligase 1 (gene obi1). Gene Ontology annotation, biological process: protein monoubiquitination; regulation of DNA replication. Gene Ontology annotation, molecular function: ubiquitin-protein transferase activity. Lineage: Eukaryota; Metazoa; Chordata; Actinopteri; Clupeiformes; Clupeidae. The record is from RefSeq and is a predicted model, not a curated record.